AUGGAAACCCCAAGAAAUCGCAAACAGCGCCGCGCGGCAGCUGGAUCUUCCUCCAAAAAAGACGAACCCGAAAUUGCCAUGGCCCAUCCCCAACGCAAUGAUCCGACCCAAAACAAAGCAACCGUCGAGCGCACACUAUAUGACAUCAUCGCAGAGCGACAGAGCGGACUGCGUCCAAAGGGAGGAGCAAUCCCAGCUUCAGUUGAAGCACAGGGCAUACCACCACAGUCAGGGGGCACGCGAUUCGUGACGGUCGACGCGUCCGGGGAAUUGGUCGACACCGACGGCGACAUCAGCAGCCAUCUCUCAAAUCCCUCUCAAAAGAAGAUCAAGAAUAGUCAAAAGGGUGCAAAUGGCACCACUGUCAAAAAAUUCGAACCUGAAUCCGAACCCGACAAACCCCUCCCGCCAUUCCUCGACACAAUCCUCCUUUCUCUGCCUCUUACAACCCUCCACCUCACACUGGGAUACCUCGCAGCCCACCAAUACGCCGAAAGCAUCGACCUGCCAAAACUCUUCAAAGAAUCCGCGACAACUGCCUUCCCUCUCCUCACUUUAUUCGUCCAUUUAGCACACGGUCAUAUCAUCUCCUUCAAGAAGGGCAGUUCAAAGGCAGAGCCUGCUCCUCUUUAUUUGUUCCCAUUAACAAGUGACAAAUUGACCUUUUCAUUCCUACGAAAGCUGGUUUUCCCACCUGCCCUGAAGACUCUCGUCUUUCUUCCUCUUGCUGCGGUGCUUGGCGCACAUCUUAUCUCUGUCACCAAUGGAGAGCCGUAUUAUGCGGUUAUGAAGAAGGCGCCUGCUGUUGGGACUAUUUGGAUUUGGUGUAUUCUGGAGUUAUCGUUUGGGGCAGCUGUGAUUGGGGCAUUGGGACCUUUGAUUUGGGGGGUAUGGUGGAUGGGGUAUGGUAUCAUUUGA
Molecule: messenger RNA, 918 nt
Organism: Penicillium expansum
Lineage: Eukaryota; Fungi; Ascomycota; Eurotiomycetes; Eurotiales; Aspergillaceae
Exons: 1
Coding region: 1-918 (305 amino acids)
Source: RefSeq, a predicted model, not a curated record